Lathyrus sativus (Indian pea) is the source of this 2481-nucleotide messenger RNA. The record is from the annotation of a GenBank genome assembly. Lineage: Eukaryota; Viridiplantae; Streptophyta; Magnoliopsida; Fabales; Fabaceae.
AUGGGUUUUUUGUUGAAAGAAGUUUUGAAGACUUUGUGCGGUAGGAAUCAGUGGUCUUAUGCUGUUUUCUGGAAGAUUGGUUGCAACAAUUCUAAGUUAUUGAUUUGGGAAGAAUGUUAUCAUGAACCAUUUUCACGUCCUUCCACGCAUGGUAUUGUUGGGAUGUCUAAUGUGCGUAAUCCGAAUGAGGAAGGAUGUUGGUUUUCUUCUGAGUUUCAAUCGGCUCCUCUAGGAAUUCAAGAGGAGGAUAGAGUAUCUUCUUUGAUUAACAAAUUGACAGUUAAUAAUUUAGUCGUCGUAGCAGGUGAAGGUAUAAUUGGACGCGCCGCAUUUACCAAUAGUCAUGAGUGGAUUCUCUUGAAUAAUUUCGCUAAAGAUGCAUAUCCACCUGAGGUGUAUGCUGAAAUGCAUCUCCAAUUUUCAGCUGGAAUGCAGACAGUAGCAGUUAUUCCAGUGCUUCCUCAUGGGGUUGUUCAACUUGGUUCUUGCUUGCCUAUAAUGGAGAAUAUGGGGUUUGUCCAUGAAGUAAAGAGCCUUAUUUUGCAACUCGGGUGUAUUCCUAAUGCCCUUCUAUCCGAGGACUAUUCGACUAAAUUUUCAAAUGAAAGACUUGAUGGACGUGCUACUUCUGGUGUGCCUGUGCCUGUUGAUUUGUCAGUCAUUACCUCGAAUUCCGCUCCUUCCGUAGUUAAUGGCUCCAAUCACCGAAGUUAUUCAUCUCACUCACUUUGUCCUUUAAGGGGCGAAAAUAAUAAUCGUCAGGACAGGGUUGUCGUGGCUGAAGUAAUACCUUCAAAUUUUGAUUCAAGCCUGCACCAGCAUUCCGUUUCAUAUAAUACAAGAUCUGAAUUCAAUAACUUAGCUGGUUCUGUGCCGUUUGGCCAAUCAGGGCUGAGUGAUUACGUUAAUCCCCGUGUUAACGUGUCAAGUUCCGUAAACAUUUCUCAACUAAAAACAGAUAGAAGCCAUAAUAUGAGUUCUAGCAGUACUUCAUUACUAAGAGGAAUCCCGGUACAUGGUGGAAUGAAUAGUCUUUUGAGGACUCAAGAAUGUUCUGAUCAGAAAAUUCUUCCCGAAGUUUCUAAGUUUUCUUCAACAGAUCAAAAGAUAGACUAUAACAUCCUUCAGACUCCUAACAUUCCUGGUUUUAACGUUGAGCAGUAUGUGCCAAAUAGUCGUCAUAUCACAGGUUUUGUCCGUGAUUGCAUUCAAAAAGACGGUACUGGUCAAUCUGCGAUGAAUCCUAAACACGAAGAAGCUUCUGCUCAACAUUCAUCAGGUGGCGAUGACUUGUUUGAUAUUUUAGGUGUCGAUUUUAAAAACGAACUUCUGAAAGGACACUGGAAUGAACUGUUUGCUGAUGAACCAGAAUGUAAUGCUGAAAAUAUGGUUAAAAAGGAAACAUGUUUGAACACAGAGGGCACAAAUUCUGAUUAUUAUUUAGGUAACAAAUCAAUGUCGGACAGUGGCAUUUUCUCUGGGAUGUCAACAGACAACCUCUUGGAUGCCGUGGUCUCAAAGACCAAACCUACUUUGAAACAGAAUUCCGAUGACUUGUCUUGCAGAACAACAUUGACUGGGAAUAGUACCGCCUCCAUUCCCUCUCCUCUCCAUAGGAAGUUUAUGUCUAGUAAUUUCCAAGGGGGGUUGUUUGAUAUAUCUAAGAAUGGAAGUAAAAUCGGUGCUUUAGAAACUAGUUCUCUAAGAUCUGGUUGUAGCAAGGACGAUGCUGGAAACUGUUCUCAAACUACGACUUUAUGUGGUUCUCAACUUAGUUCAUGGUUGGAGAAUGGUGGCAAUCUGAAGGGGGAAAAUAGUGUUUCAACUGGAUACUCUAAGCGCCCGAAUGAAGCUUGCAAAUCUAAUCGCAAAAGGCUUAAACCAGGAGAGAAUCCAAGGCCUCGACCUAAAGAUCGUCAAAUGAUUCAAGAUCGUGUCAAAGAAUUACGAGAGAUUGUUCCAAAUGGAUCAAAAUGUAGCAUAGAUGCACUGCUGGAACGAACUAUUAAGCAUAUGCUUUUCUUGCAAAGCGUGACAAAGCAUGCGGACAAGCUGAAAAAGACCGGGGAGUCUAAGAUUAUUAGUAAGGAAGGUGGACUGGUUUUGAAAGAUAACUUUGAGGGAGGAGCUACAUGGGCAUAUGAGGUUGGUUCCCAAUCAAUGGUUUGUCCGAUUAUAGUCGAAGACUUGAAUACUCCCCGUCAGAUGUUAGUGGAGAUGCUUUGUGAGGAACGAGGUUUCUUUCUGGAAAUUGCCGACUUAAUCAAAGGAUUAGGCUUAACCAUCUUGAAAGGGGUAAUGGAAGCUCACAAUGACAAAAUCUGGGCACGAUUUGUUGUUGAGGCAAACAGGGACGUAACGAGGAUGGAAAUAUUUAUGUCACUCGUUCGUCUUCUAGAGCAAACGAUGAAGGGCAAUGCGUCUUCAUCCAAUGCCAUUGAUGACAUGUUAGGUUACAACUCUUUACCCCAGAAGGCCUAA